ACUCUUGCUGGAUUAGCGAAAUGUAAACGAGCAGCCGAUGCGAAUUGAUGCGAAUCGUUCGAAGGAUGUAGCGUGCUUGUGUUAUGCGAGAAAUUUAUAAAAUUUUAGAAUGUCGAUGAAUGACAAUCGACUUUACACGGUGAAUGACAUAUUUAACAGAAUGUCUAAGGAGUUCGUAACCGUUGACGGUAACGUGAGAAAGAUUCAGAAGGAGACUCUUACUCCUUACAAAGUAGCAACUGUCAUUCUAAUUAAGGAAUAUUGUAACGACACCACAAGAGAAUUUGCAGAGAGACGUAACUUCUGUUUAGCAUCGUUAAAGUUAAUUCAGUCAGCAGAUAUGGAGUUGGAUGCCCUGCUGAAUAUGCUAUAUGAACCGGAAUAUGCUUUACAUCGUUUUGCCGAUCGGCUGGAAAUAAAUUUGGAUGCUAUACAUGAAAAAGGAAUCGACGAGCUAUUAGAUUUGUUUGAUAAUCUUCGCCGAUUAAUGGAAUCCAAGGAUCACGCGCUAGCCUCACCGGCAUUAAGCAGAAACUCUGUUCUCGGGCUGUACGUUCGUAGGAUGCUUAUUUUCUUUGAAAAAUUGGCUUUUGAUCAAGUAGUCGCCCUUUACAAUGAUAUGGAAAAAUAUAUUGUGAAAAAAAUUGACCUAGACAGCUCUGAUAUUUCUGCAGUCUCUAAACAAGAGGAUUUUGGUCCGGAUAAUAAAGUGAAAACAAUUUGGGGUGGAAGACAGGCGGAAUUACUCGUGGCACAACAAGCGCAUGCUUUACAAACCGACGAGCAUAAAGCACUGCCGCCAGUGGAAUUGCAAACACUUGUACAAGAUCUUUUAAAAUCUAAUCCUUACAACGCCGAUGCACAUUACUUGAGUUAUUUAAAUUGCAUCCGCGUGAAUGACUUUUGUGGAGCGAUAGACAGUCUCUAUCACUGUUUUGACAGACUGGCACCUUUGGAGAACCGAUCCACGCCCGAGGAUCGAUCUCGUACCUUCCGAUACGCGGCACUGAACUUGGCCGUUUUGCAUGCCCAAUUUAAUCACAAGGAAGUCGCACAGUACGCUUUGAAGGAAGCUAUUAAAUUAGCUCAAGAAGCUGGAGACAACGUGUGCUUGCAGCUCGCACAUUCUUGGAUGUCCUACUUGAUCAACAAAGAGAAUAAAGGACCUCUGAUAGAACGUUCAGUCGGCAAAGCAAGUCUUCUCGGAAUCACGCAUACAACAGGCUUAAGCCUCAUUUCGCAUGCGCAUAGUUAUGCUUUAGAAGCCAAGAAUCCUCCUCAAGUGUUUGAUAUUUUAAUGAAGUCAGACAUGCUAAACUGUCAACACUCAAUGUCCGACUUGAUGUCCAUCACUUUUGCGGAAAAAGCGGCAUUAUGGGCAUAUUACGGUAAAACGGAGAUGGCUUCUCUCUGUGCUCAACUGCUACUUCUUCACAAUACAGGUGAUAAGAAGCAGCACAUGUUCAAUGGACCGUCUACGUGUCAGGCGAUUGUCACUGUCGCCAAUAUGUUGAUUGAGUUUGGCGAAUAUAGCCUCGCCGAAGUUGUGCUGGCACAUGCCAAGGAAAGGUUUCCUAACAGUCCGUGCAACAAGAUUUGGAUGUUGAGCGAACAAAUGCAUACGUUCACACAACUAUUACGACAAGAGAAAUGGAGUGAGGCGGAAGCAAUAGCCAGGAAUAUCUCUAGUUUGGAUCAGUUGGAAUCCAAACUCAAGUUGGUGGAAGUUUGCCUAGCUAAAGGCGAUUUUCCGAAAGGAUUAGAGUACAUCGGCGCUAUCGACAGACAUCCUAACAUUAAUCCGCCCUACAUGAUACGUGCAGCGCUUCUUGCUAGUCAGAUAACGUGCGCGUCGUCCUCGCCAGACAACGGGACAGCGAUCGCCACUAAUUGCAUAAUGCGCCUUUGUUCAGCCUUGGAACUGGCUGCACAAAAUCAUCUAUCAUACUACAAGGCGCUUGUUAAGAUGCACCUUGCCAAUGUACAAUUAUUAAUGGGUCUGCCUGUAUUGGCUUUAAAUUUGGUGGAGGACGCUAUUCCCACGAUCUUGAGUCACGGUGGCUGUUACGAUCAGGGCAAGGCGUUCAUGUUGUAUGGCAAGUGCCUGAUGGCUUCGGCACCGGAGAAUCCUUUCGAGGCUCGGAAGGAAAUGAUUCUGAGUGGAAUAAAAAUUCUGUCAAAGGCACAGGCACUUUUCACUAAAGUCAACGCUAUCGCCCAAGUCAAGAGCAUUGUGCACCUGCAAGCUGUUUUCUACAACGAAAUCGAUUUACUGCCGGAGCGAAAUCAGUGCGCUUUUGAAUUUCGCCAAAUGGAUGAGCAAUAUCUAACGACUCCCAUCGAUCCAUUUUUAUAUUAAAAUUCGCGAGAGGAUAUUUUGAAUAAAUAUAUGGGAACAAAAAGAUGCGAAGAAGACAA
Solenopsis invicta (red fire ant) is the source of this 2418-nucleotide messenger RNA. RefSeq names its product anaphase-promoting complex subunit 5 (gene ida). The transcript has 11 exons. The record is from RefSeq and is a predicted model, not a curated record. Gene Ontology annotation, cellular component: anaphase-promoting complex. Gene Ontology annotation, biological process: anaphase-promoting complex-dependent catabolic process; protein K11-linked ubiquitination; positive regulation of mitotic metaphase/anaphase transition. Bases 110 to 2359 code for a protein of 749 amino acids. NCBI's taxonomy places the organism in Eukaryota, Metazoa, Arthropoda, Insecta, Hymenoptera, Formicidae.